Messenger RNA from Choloepus didactylus (southern two-toed sloth), 2420 nucleotides. It is a transcript of the gene UNC93A, whose product is annotated as unc-93 homolog A. NCBI's taxonomy places the organism in Eukaryota, Metazoa, Chordata, Mammalia, Pilosa, Megalonychidae. The transcript has 10 exons. The record is from RefSeq and is a predicted model, not a curated record. Bases 509 to 1873 code for a protein of 454 amino acids.
GAAUUCAUCUUGCAUAAAAGGCCACAGAGAGCCCCUGGGCCACUGCAGAACUUCCGCAGAAAGAAUCCUUGGACGGGUAAGUUGGAAAUGUCUGUGAGGAGAAAAGGUGUUUCUGGAGGAGCCAGAACUGGCCCAGUCUGCUAACACUUCACACAAUGUGCAUCUUUUAAAGACAUCAUCUGUUUGUGUCUAUCUUUCAACAAUUGGCCAGAAAAUCCUGCCCAAAGGGAAUUAAGUAAUUCUGCCCCAAGCUGCUGUUGAGAGACCUAUAAAUCACAAACAAGGCUUGCCACUUGCUAAAGCAAAACUGAGCGUUGCACAAUGCUUUCCCGGUGUCCCAGUUAAAGAGCCAGUCCUCCUCCUGGCGACUGAAAGCAAACCAGGGAAACCUGCCUCAGUGUUCCGAGACGCGCCAAGAAGCCAUUAGGGACUGGAUCUUCAGAAGGCCUCAAAUUAGGGAGCUACAAAUUUACAUGUUCGCUGAUGGUUGACACUUUUAAUCAACACAAUGGCUGGAAGCAUGAAGAAUGUCCUUGUGGUUUCCUUUGGAUUUCUACUUCUGUUUACUGCCUACGGAGGGCUGCAGAGUCUACAGAGCAGUCUGUACAGCGAGGAAGGCCUGGGUGUGACGGCCCUCAGCACCCUCUAUGGAGGCAUCCUCCUGUCCUCCAUGUUCCUCCCGCCGAUUCUCAUAAAGAAAUUGGGCUGCAAGUGGACCAUCACCAUCUCCAUGUGCUGCUACGUGACCUUCUACCUGGGCAACUUCUAUGCCAGCUGGUACACUUUGAUCCCCACAUCCAUAUUGCUGGGGCUUGGAGGUGCCCCUCUGUGGUCUGCUCAGUGCACGUACCUGACAAUUCUGGGAAACAAACAUGCAGCGAAGGCAGGGAAACUUGGCAAAGAUGUGGUUAGCCAGUACUUUGGCAUCUUCUUUCUCAUAUUUCAGUCAUCUGGUGUGUGGGGCAAUUUGAUUUCAUCUCUGGUGUUUGGCCAGACUCCCACACAAGAGCCAAUCCCAGAGGAGCAGCUCAUGAACUGUGGGGCCAGUGACUGUCUGAUGGCUACCACGUCCACUAACAGCACUCAGCGCCCAUCCAAGGAGUUAAUCUACAUCCUCCUGGGCAUCUACACUGGAAGUGGCAUACUGGCCGUCUUGCUGAUAGCUGUCUUUCUUGAACCAAUUAAAGAUGUUCAACAGGAAGGCAAAGAGGAGAAGAAACCACAACAUAUGUGGUCCACUUUGUUGGCAACUUUCAAGCUGCUCAAAGAUAAACGCUUGCGUCUCCUGAUUCUGCUGCCGAUGUACAGCGGAUUAGAACAAGGAUUCCUUGCUGGCGAAUAUACAAGGUCGUACACCACCUGCACCCUGGGCAUCCAGUUCAUCGGUUACGUGAUGAUCUGUUUCUCAGCCACCAACUCUCUGUGCUCCGUGCUGUAUGGAAAGCUCUCCCAGUACACUGGCAGGCUGGCUCUCUAUAUUCUGGGGGCAGGGAUACAACUCUCUUGCAUAAUUGCCCUUUUGCUGUGGAAACCUCACCCGAGUCAGCUGGCUGUGUUCUUCGUAUUUCCUGCAUUUUGGGGCAUGGCUGAUGCCGUUUGGCAGACACAAAACAAUGCUCUUUACGGUGUUCUGUUUGAGAAGAACAAGGAGGCUGCCUUUGCCAAUUACCGCCUUUGGGAAGCUCUGGGAUUCGUUGUUGCAUUUGGAUAUAGCACAUUUUUGUGUGUCAAUGUCAAGCUCUACAUUCUACUAGGAGUCCUGAUUCUGACUAUGACGACUUACGGAACAGUUGAAUACAUAGAGUCCAAGAACACAGCCACGCCACUUGCUUUAGGACAGCCAAACCAAGAACACGUCCAAACAAACAUGUGAAAGCAACAGACUCCAUGGCAGAUGCACUAAGAGAAGAUCAGCAAGAGAGAUUUAUUUGAAGAUGCCUCAGAGUAUAUAGUUGAUUCUUCCCAACUAUUUCAGCAAUAUUUGGACAUUCUGAAAAUAUUAUAUAAUUUCAUUUUCCUUGUAAUUUUUUCCUUCUAACAAAUUUUCAGUCCCCCAUCUUGUCUUCAUGUAUGAGGCCAUACAUGAAGGUAUCAGUUUAUUUAAUUUCAUAUACAAGAGAAAGAAGCUUAGGGUACUGUCAACCAAUUUGCUUGGAUUCAUGGGCUUAUGCUUGUUUUUGCUGUUGUUGGUUUUGUUUUUGGUUUGUUGUUAUCAUUGUUAUUUUUAAGAAUUGGAAGACUGCUUAAAAUAAUGUAGCUUAACACCAUAAUUUUACAGAUGGGUAAAACAAUGUCCUGAGAAGCCAAUUAACUUUACCUCACAAAGUCAAUCAGUGACACAGCUAGGACUAGAGUCUAUGUCUCUUGAAACUUAUAGAAUAUAUGCAUUUUGGAAUAAAUGCAAUUCUAUUAUGGACUUA